CUGCACUUCUGUGAUUCUGUGAUUCAUGUGAAUUAUUACCCUCAUUUUCAGGUUAUUUCUUUCUCAUGUCAGUCCUCUGUUGGUACAAGCUUUCAGGACAGAAAUGAAGCUGAGAAAAUCAUCUCGUGAGAAAUACGUUCCUCUCAGUUACUAUGAAAUUUUGUUUGUUUCUCUGCUUGCACUUUUGAUGUGUGUUUGUGUGGGGCUGAUUGCACUUUCAUGGUUAACAAUCAAGGAGUUAAAACAAGCUCAAACUUCUGGAAAUAGCCAAGGCUACACAGGAACAUUUAAAAUAAUUUCUGGGACAUCAUUCACUCCUGCUUUGCAAGAUAAAUCAUCAGGGGACUUCAAAGUCCUUGCUUUUGAUGUUGAACACCUGAUACAAGAAAUCUUUCAAGCAAGUGAUCUGAGAAAUAAAUUUGAGAGAUGUGAAAUUUUCCAGUUCAAGAACCCUGAAGAAGGUAAUGAAAUCUUGAAGACAUCUGAAACAGGUGUUGUUGUGAUCUUCGGCCUCUAUCUUACCCAGGGAAUAACAGCUGAGAAAAUAAAGAAUGAGUUACUUUCAGGUAUCAACUCAGAUGCAACUGAUCUUUCUCAGACCUUGAAAAUUGAUGUGAACAGCAUACAAAUCACAGUUGUUGCUGAAAAUCCUGCUACUACAAUACUGCCUUUAACUUCAUCAGGUUCAGAACAACUCACAACAAGCAAGGCUGCUAUAACUUCAGUUGAGUGCUUGCCGCCUGCUGAAAUUUGUGAUGAUGGAGUAACCUGCAUUGGAAAGGAUUUAUUUUGUGAUGGAAUCUUGGACUGCCCAGAUGGUUCAGAUGAAUCUGAAAAAAGAUGUGCUGCGAUUUGUGAUGGAAAAUUCAUGCUGACUGAUUCCUCUGGGUCUUUUCACUCUAUGAAUUAUCCAAAACCAUAUAAUGCAAAUAUUGUUUGCCAGUGGAUUAUACUAGUGCCUCAAGGAUUAUCCAUUAAGGUGAACUUCACUUCUUUUGAUACAGAGGAGUAUAUGGACAAUUUAAACAUUUUUGAAGGUAUAGGACAAAACAAGACUUUAAGAGCUUCUCUCUCAGGGUCUAAUCCUGAGACAGUUCACAUUUUUUCUCAUGAGGUUACAGCCAGGUUUACAUCUGAUUAUUCUGUAAACUACAAUGGCUUUAAUGCAACAUACACUGCUUUUAAUGCAAGUGAACUAAAAAAUUUUGAGAAAGUCAGUUGCACUUUUGAAGAUGGCUUUUGUUACUGGAUACAAGAUUUAGAUGAUGAUUUAGACUGGGAAAGAUAUCAGGGCCCUACCUUUCCCUUUUUGAGUGGUCCUGAUUUUGAUCAUACAUUUGGCAAUGAGUCAGGAUUCUAUAUUUCAACACCCUCAGGACUUGGAGUUGAAGGAGGAAGAGUUCGACUUCAAAGUUUGCCUUUGAUCCCCUCAGAUCCAUCUUGUCUAAGUUUUUGGUAUUACAUGUGCAGUCCUAACAUUUACCGUUUAUGCGUUAACGUAAGAAGUGAAUAUGGUCUUGAAAAGGUAAUUUUCCAGAAAGAAGGAAACUAUGGAAAAAACUGGGUUUACGGACAAGUAACUUUAAAUGAAACAUCUGAUUUUAAGGUUAUAUUUGAUGCCUUUACAAAGAUUGCUCCAAGUGAAAUUGCCUUGGAUGAUAUUAGCCUGACAGAGGGAAAGUGUAAUGAAAGCAAUUAUGUAGAGCCAACUGCACUUCCAAUUGCCACUACUACUGCUUCAGUUCCCACUGACUGUGGGGGUCCAGUUGAACUCUGGGAGCCAAACAAUACAUUCAGCUCUAAAAACUUUCCAAACAAUUAUCCUAAUCAAGCUUCUUGUGUAUGGUACUUAAAUGCUGAAAAAGGAAAAAACAUUCAACUUCAUUUUCAGGUUUUUGAUCUGGAAAAUAUUUAUGAUGUUGUUGAAGUCAGAGAUGGCAGAGGACAAGAUUCCUUACUUUUGGCUGUCUAUACAGGAAACGACCCAUUGCCUGAUGUCUUCUCUACAACAAACCAGAUGACAGUAACUCUUUUUACGGACGAGAUUGCAACAGGCAAGGGAUUUCUUGCAAACUUUACUACUGGCUACAAUCUAGGAGCUUGUGCACCUGAAGAAUAUCAGUGUCGUAGUGGAGAGUGCAUACUAUUGGAUAACCUUUGUGAUAAGCUACCUCAGUGUGAAGAUGGCUCUGAUGAAGAAAAAUGCAUGAGAUUGCUUAAUGGUUCUGCAAGCACUGAAGGACUGGUACAGGUCAGGAUCGGGAAGGUAUGGCACCUGGCAUGUGCAGCUGAUUGGAAUGAAAAGAUUUCAGACAGUGUUUGCCAGCAGCUGGGAUUAGGGAAUUCAAAUAUGUCAUCAACUGUAUUAUUCACUGGAGAUGGUCCAUUUGUCGACGUCACUGAAGUAGCUAAUCAGAGCCUAAUAUUUACAAAAAAAGAACUUUGUUUAAACAACCUGGUGAUUCAUCUGCAGUGUAACAUUAAACCUUGUGGAAAACGCCUGGAAAUUGAGAACAAAGGAACAAGGAUUGUAGGUGGAAGUGAUGCCAGAAGAGAGGCUUGGCCUUGGAUUGUCUCACUCCGUUUUAAUUCCAGACCCGUUUGUGGAGCCUCCCUUGUCAAUGAGGAAUGGCUGGUGACAGCAGCACACUGUGUAUAUGGGAGGCAAUUACAACCAUCUACAUGGAAAGCAGUUCUUGGCUUAUAUGACCAGUCGAAUAUGACAGACACUUUAACGGUAGUUCAAAACAUUGAUCAAAUAGUUAUAAAUCCUCACUAUAACAAACUUACAAAAGACAGUGAUAUUGCUCUGAUGCAUCUUCAGAACAAAGUUCAAUAUACAGAUUACAUACAACCUAUCUGCUUACCGCAAGAAAAUCAACAGUUUCUACCAGGAAUUAACUGUUCCAUUGCUGGCUGGGGUGCUAUUAGAUAUGAAGGUCCCACUUCAAAUAUACUGCAAGAAGCAGAGGUUCCUCUCAUUUUAAAUGAAAAAUGCCAGGAAUGGUUGCCAGAAUAUACUAUUACUGAGAAUAUGAUCUGUGCAGGCUAUGACAUGGGAGGUGUAGAUUCCUGUCAGGGAGAUUCAGGAGGCCCUCUGAUGUCUGAAGAUGGUAAUCAAUGGGUUUUGGUAGGUGUGACAUCAUUUGGCUAUAAGUGUGCAGUUGCCCAACGACCAGGAGUGUACGUUCGGGUCGCUAUGUUUGUGGACUGGAUCCAAAAAAUCAUCUACUACCCUGAUUUUCCUUAACAACAGAAAUCAAAGUUAAAGACUGCAAUUAAGCCGUUGCAGAGCAAUACAGUACAGACUGGCAUUCAAUACUCAUAAUUAGGGAAUCUAAAAAAAAAGUAAUGAUUCAAAUUGCAGUCUGGUUUCAAAUUUAGGAAAGGAAAACAUUGACAAAUAAAAAUUCCUUUCCUUAUCAAUUGAGAGGAAUAUUUCAAAUGAGAUAGAUUUUAUGCUUUUGUUAAUAGUUUUAGCAGUUUACUGUUUGCUUUAUGUAAGAAGUAAAUCAGUCAUCAGUCCAUGGUAUGGGAAAACAGUCUAUAUGAACACCACUGUAUUAAAUGUGUAGUUAGGGUUUUCUAAAGUGUGGCAAGGAGGAAGGAAAGAAGAAGGGCAGAAAGAAGGAAAGAAGAAGGAGAGGGAGGGAGGAAGGAUUUUUAAAGCCACAGAUGCUUUAUGAAAAAUGGUCUAAAUUGUUAAUUUGGGGAUAAAUUGUCAGAAAAAUUGUGAAUUUCAGGAUAAAUGUGAAUUAUUUUUAUGAUUUCCCAAUGUGCAUUUUCAUUUCAAUGCACAGUCAAUUCUUCUCAGUAAUUGCCACAUAUCAAAAUGAAGGUAUAUGUUAUCUGAAACUGGGCUCAUGAGAGUUCUCCUAUCUUGCCUGUUACAAAAAGCUCUAAAAUGAAGUUUGUAGAUUGUGAAUAAUGGUUGAUCAUGUAUCAUGCUGCUUUAUAACAAGCAAACUGAAUGGAUCAUAAAAAUUAUCUCUGGUGUAAUUUGUUUGCUUUUCAGUUUUUCUUUCAUGCAAACCUUCUGGUAAUUAUUCAAAUAAUUAUAGAUAUAUACUUGCAUGGACCUUUGUAGAAACAUGCAGUACUACACUUCCCCUCAUAUAUAUGGUUUAACAACUGACAAUAAUGAGGAUCGGUCAUUCAUGGUGAAUAAAAUGUAAUUAGGGUUCAUUUGAUAUUUCAUGCUUUCUCUAUAAUGAUUUUGUGUUUUGUAUAGAUUCUAUCCUGAUGCCCAUUAACAGAAGUCCAAAUGGUAUAAAAUAUGUAAAAACAAACAAAAGAAAAGCAGUUCUAUUAUAAUAAUUCUUAUUGAAAUACCUUAAAUUCAAUGGUGUUUUAAUGUUAAUGUAAUAUGAUAUAUGUCCUUUAAUUCUGCUUAUAGAUUGUAUAGUAAUUUAAUGUCUUUUUCAUUCUACAGUAUACAUGAAAACACAAAAUGCAUUUUAAUUUACUGCACAUAUGUAUCUACACAUGUACUCGUAGAUGUAUGAUUUUUGUAAGGAGCUUCCAUACUUGUUAUUCACAAUGUUAAAUGCAGAUAUGAAGUGCUCAGAAUACAAGGCAAGCUUACAAACACAGGUUGAUGGUCACUGAGAAAAAAUGUCUUUUGGUCAUCAUAAAUGUCAAGGAAUUAGGUCCAGACCAAAAUGUGCAGUUCCAUCAAUAUAUCUGUGUCCAUAAAUCAGACAGAUGUAAUUAAGCCAGAGAGCAGACUAAAAGUAUCUUAGACUCUUUCAUACAAACUACACAGUGCCAUUGUUGCGAGUUAACUAAAGAUAUUUCAUUUUAUUCUGAAUUCGUUUCUAAACCAUUUGAUUAACAUUUCAGAGCUGCUAACCUUAUCUUCAGUAGUAGUCUUUUUUCUCCUAUUCAUCUCUUUCAUUGGAAAAAAGCCAAUGAAAAUAAAGUGCAUUCUGCUAUCAAGUAUAAAUUGAUGUGGAUGAAGCAAUUACAUUAAAAUACUUAAUUAAAAUGUGACAUGAAUUCAGUAAUAUUUACAAUACAUCACUGUUGUAAAUGGCAUUUCAUUCUGCUAAUGAAAUACAAAAGCCAAAUCAAAGCAGAUUCAGUUACUAGAAGAUCUGGUUCCCAGAAAUACAGUAAUAUCCUUUCAUUUAUGUGUAUUUUUUGCUUCCCAAAAUGCAAAGCAUAGAUUUCGAGAUAUACAUUAAUAAACUAUCACACUGGACUCAAAAAUUUCCCAUUGUAAACUUCUAUCCAGAAGCGUAUAUGUAACAUCCACUAGAUAGUAUAAUUAAAAAUAAAUACUUUAUUUCAACUUAUAUCAGGAUAACCUUUACCAAGCACAUUAUAGCCUUCAUUCAGCAUCCAUUACUUUAGCAUGCCUGUCCCAUAUUAGCCUGUGUUGAAAUCAGCCAUUAAUACAUUAAUAUAUGUGGGCAGCAUGGAUAAUUUUUUAUUUGAGUAAAAGGUCUGAGAUAUUUUAAAAUAGGGUAUAGGAACUUGAUGCUGAUUUACACUUGCACCUGAAAAGAUUAAAGGACUGAAGGAAGCAACAAGAGCUUUCUAUCUGCAAUGCUAUAUACUUGCAAAAGGCCAGAAUCACUAUGGAAAAAAAAGAAAAAUUACAUUUCUUGAGGAAAACGGGGAAUGGAGGCAAGAAGUACAAUGCUUUUUUAGAAUGCCAAAUUGAAGUCAUGAUGUCCAUUUGAGGCCUAGUUAUAUCUUUACUCUUCUUCGUCAAUUCCUUGUCUCACACCUCCUGCGUCAAUUUGUGAGAUUAAGGGUAGAAGCAAGAAUGUGGUCAGCAUGAGCUGACCCAUAGCUGCCUGUAGUUGACAAGCUGCUUUGAAGUAGCUGUGGAUGAUGAAACCUGUCACCUGAAAUUGUUCCUUCCACCAGUUUGUAGAACUUAAUGUAGCAUGAAUUUAAUGUUUGUAGGAUUUAAUGUCCUUCAUGAAUAUGAAGGACAAAGUUUUUAGCUUUUUUUGUGUUUAUUGUUAUUUGUGGGUUUUUUUAAACAGCAAAUCUGUUUUCACUAAUGUACUAUGUCACAUAAAAAUCUGCUUUCCUGGAUUAUCUAAGCCCACCAUAAAUCCAAAGGAAUUCUGCAUGAAGUUCUACAUGUUCUAUCUGCAAAUGUGAAACACUUUUUUUUUUUUUCCUCCUUUCCUCUCUUACUAUUACACCUAUCUCCCUUUGGAAUGCAAAACUAGGGAAAUAAAUAUGAAAUAAUUUGUGUACAUAUGGGAUUUAUUGGUUGUGCAUGCAAAAUAAACACCACCUUAAAGGUGGAACUAACUGA
Messenger RNA from Centrocercus urophasianus (Greater sage-grouse), 6280 nucleotides. RefSeq names its product transmembrane serine protease 15 (gene TMPRSS15). The record is from RefSeq and is a predicted model, not a curated record. Gene Ontology annotation, biological process: acrosome reaction; proteolysis. The transcript has 27 exons. Lineage: Eukaryota; Metazoa; Chordata; Aves; Galliformes; Phasianidae. Gene Ontology annotation, molecular function: protein binding; serine-type endopeptidase activity. Gene Ontology annotation, cellular component: membrane. The coding region runs from base 104 to 3250 and encodes 1048 amino acids.